Molecule: messenger RNA, 1551 nt
Organism: Yamadazyma jaroonii
Lineage: Eukaryota; Fungi; Ascomycota; Pichiomycetes; Serinales; Debaryomycetaceae
Source: the annotation of a GenBank genome assembly
AUGAGUAGUUAUAAGAAUCCUGUUAUUAAAGGAUUCAAUCCUGAUCCUUCAGUAGUUCUUGUUGAUGGAGUCUAUUAUGCUGUUUGUUCAAGUUUCCAAUUCUUUCCUGGUAUUCCAGUUUAUGCUUCUUAUGAUUUGAUCAAUUGGGCUCAAAUCGGUAAUGUUAUUCAUUCCAAUGAUCAAGGAGUCGAUUUGUCUGUUUGUCAAACACAUGUUGUUAGUGACGAAGAUGUCCAUCAAGGAGGAAUCUUUGCUGCCACUAUUAGAUAUCAUAAAGGAAGAUUCUAUGUCAUUUCAACUAAUACAGUUCCUCAAGAAAAGGGGACUGAUUUCAAACCAUAUAAUUUUAUCUGUCAUACUGAUGAUAUUUGGGGUAAUAAAUGGUCAAAAGUCUCGAGCAUGGAUUAUUUCUAUGCAAUUGAUCCAUCAUUAUUCUGGGAUGAUGAUGAUAAAUGUUACGUUCAAGGUGCUUUCAUUUAUGGUUAUGAUUUACCUAUUGCCAAUUCAAUUCAUCAAUUUGAAAUCAAUCCCGAUACUGGAGAGAAGUUAUCGGAAGAAUAUGAAAUUUGUUCUGGUUGGUCGAAAGUGAUUUCUGAAGGUCCUCAUAUUUAUAAGAAAGAUGAUUAUUAUUAUAUGGUAUUUGCCGAAGGUGGUACUUAUGCUGAUCAUAUGUUAUGUGUUGCAAGAUCCAAAACAAUCAAAGGACCUUUCGAACCUUGGGAACAAAAUCCUUUAGCUUCUAACAGGAAAACUGAUGAAUAUGUUCAAUGGGUGGGACAUGGAGAAUUAUUCCAAGAUGCCAAUGGAGAUUGGUGGGGUAUGUUAUUAGCAUGUAGAGGAGGAGCUACUGAUAGUCAUCCUUUAAGUAGAGAAACUUUCUUAACACCUAUUGAUUGGCCCCAUAAUGGAUGGCCAAAAGCUCAAACUAUUAAAGUGGAUAUGGUUACCGAUAGGAAAUUACCUCCUACCAAUGCAAGUAUUAAGAAAUUGGUUCCUGAAUGGUUUAAGAAAGAUUUAUUUGCAAAGAAUUUUUUCAUUAGAAAUCCGGUCAUGAAGAACUACGAAUAUGACCACCAAAACAAGUUAGUUACUUUACACCCAGAACCUGCUAGUUUAUCAGGAGAAGAUGGUUCAACUACUUUCAUUGGUAAAAGACAACCUGACUUGGACAGUGAAUUUGAAUCAACGAUCUAUUUGUCCAAAUCAACUUUUGCCAAAGAUGUUGAAGCAGGAAUUACUGUCUAUAAAGAUCCUCCAAGAUAUUAUACUAUGGGAAUUGAUUUCAAUAACAAGGAAUUAUUCGUUUUCGCCAAAACUUUGAAAGAACAAAAGAAAGUUUAUCAACAACCAAUUGAUAUCACCGAUUCCGUUACAUUGAAGAUCACAUCCAGUGAAAAGGAAUAUAAAUUCUGGAUCAAACAAUCAGAUACUUAUGAACAUGUCGUAACAUUAAAUACUGCGGAUUUAUCGGCCAUGGAAUUCACAGGUGCUAUCUAUGGUAAUUACACCCAUGGAACUUCGGGAUCAAUUGUUUUCUCUGAUAUCGAAUGA